AAUCUAAUAUUCAUUUUGUGACGUAGGCCUCCUCGCUCCUCCCCGCUGCGCAGACUGGCUGUGCAAAACGCUGCCUGGCAAACGCGGGUUAGUUUCAGAGGGAACCUCCUCACUCCAACACUUGGGCUGUGUAUGUUUGUGUGUGUGUAUUUCCCAGCGUGGAAUGAGUGGCAGGGACACCGGCUUCGCUGUUUUCUGUGAUCACGCACGCACAUUCUAUCUUGCUGGGUUUUUUUCUGAAGAGUUCGAUGAUCUGGCACGUGACUCAGUUGACACCUUGAUGGUCAGCACUGACCACUCACUCACAGAGUCUGGGAUCCUUGAGAACUCAGGUGGCGCUGACGCUAAGACAGGGGCAGGAGCCCGAGAGGAGAAUGUUCCCAAAGCUGUGAGCCCUGCCACCAAUGUCACGCCGGGUCCCCGUGUACAUCAUGACGUCAUCAGCGACACGCCAGACCCGGCCAAGGCCAUGAAAUGUGAAGUCUGCGGUGCCAAGUUCGAAUCUCUGAGGCUGUUCCUCGAACACCAGAAUUUGGAGUGCGGAGUUGCGGCAGAGAGUAAAGCUAACUGGUUGUGGACCGAAAACACGUCACUUCCCUCGAUGUCCCCGUCCUCACAAUCCACUUCCUCUGUGGACGCAGCAGGUGCAGGGGGUGUCGGGGAGGCGGAGCUUCUCGAGAUGGACGGUAUGGAUCCGACUCAGGUGCCUUACGUCAUCGGCGUGAACGAUGACCACCCGCAUAACUGUCGCUUCUGUGAGAAAGCCUUCUCCAAGCUAGGGCAUCUGCGACUCCAUGAGCAGACCCAUGCAGCUCACAUGCCCUACAAGUGCCAACACUGUCCGCGACUUUUCCGGCACAAGAAGAGCCGGGAGCGACAUGAAAAGUUACAUUCUUCAGACAGGAAAUAUAAGUGCCAAACGUGUGGGGUCGGCUACUCAAGGAGUGACCAUCUGAGGAACCACAUGAAAAGCCAUGACCUGAUGGAGAAUGAUGAAGGCUUUAAAUGUCCCGUGUGCCUUCAGAAUUAUAUGUCAGCCUCAGCUCUCACAAAUCACCUCAAGACCCAUAAACUGAAAUAUCCUUCUGAAGAGGGAGAAGAUCUUGGGUGUUUCAAAUGCAAAAAAUCAUUUCCAACAUCAGAAGAAUUGCAGCAGCAUUUGCUGACCCAUGCUGAGGUUUCAGCUGUGAAGGUGGAGAAAUUUGUGUGUGAAAUUUGUCAGGAGAUUUUCUUCUCUCAGGACCUGUUGGACUUGCAUUCGAGAUCAGAACACAGCUCGGACGCAAGCAUCAAGUGUCCCAUUUGCUUUGAGGACUUCACCGACACAGAACUGCUGUGUCAGCAUAUCAUGGCGCAUAACUCUGGUCCUGUCAGCAGUCAGGAGAACUCUGUCCUGGACUUGGCUGACAGUAAUCUGGUCAGUCAGGGCUCGACUGUUAAUGAAGCCUCCAUGAUCACAUGACAGUUGUCCAUCGGAGUCAACACGGUCUGGAUAUCACGUACCCAUGUAGCAUGUGUGUACAGAGAUUUCACAGUCUAGAUGCUCUGGCCAAACACAAGGGCAUUGUACAUGCACAGCAGCGCUCUAAUGGCAUAGAUGCUGCUUUUUGUAACAGGUGCAAUAUGACACUCGCAAGUCCACGAACCUUGGAGGAUCACAUGAUUACAGUCCAUAACAUUGUGAUGGACAGGAAAGCUUUGAAAGGCAAGGGGAAGAAGUCCUCUGGUAAGUCUAGCAAAGAUGGAUCAACUGCUUCUUCUCGUUCAUCACUGGAGAAUGGAUCAAGGGGUGCUUCAAAAAGUUCAGGUGCAACAAAAUCUUUACCUUCUUUCUUGAUGGCUGAUGAUGGCCAACCAAAAGCAAAAUAUCCUAAGACUUCAUCAGCUGGGAGGAUCUUGGACUUGACUAAUGCUGUGGACAGACGUAAAAGUAUUUCACCAGGUGAUAUUAAGUGUGAUCAGUGCAACAUCUCAUUUCAUGACCAGCAAUCUUAUGACAGCCACAUGGCUCUACAUGCUGAGGCAUCACUUAGUUUGUCUCUUCUUGCAAAUGGUGCGUGUGAACCGCCGAAACUGAAGGAGGAGUCGGAGGUGAAUGGCGGGAGCAAUCAAAGCCAGUCUGCAGCCAGCAAGGUACAUGAGUGUUUCAAGUGUGGGGCAAGUUUCAGCACGGAGGAGCAGCUGGAAGCACACGCCUCACUGCACUAUCUGUGUGUCAGCACAGAGUAUGGAUGCAGCAACUGCGUCAAAAACUUUUCAAAGCCUGAUGAGUUACAGAAACACCUGAUGGACAUUCACGCGCAUCACCUGUACCGCUGCUCAUUGUGUAAAGACAUCUUUGAUUCCAAAGUGAACAUACAGGUUCACUUUGCCAUCAAGCACAGCAAUGAGUGUAAACUGUACAAGUGUGUGUCCUGUGACAUCAUGUUCCGCUCCGAGAUGGAGUGGCAGGUCCAUGUGAGGGUGAAUCACCUGCACAUGUCUAGGCCAUACAGAUGUCUGUUCUGCCAGGAAUCUUUCACUAGUGAGGUGGAGCUCCAGUGCCACCUGACCACCCACAGCAAACAGUUCACCUGUCCCAUGUGUGACCAGGCCUUCCACAUUGAGUACCUGCUUGACCAACACAUGCAGAGCUGUCACACUGACAUCAAGCCUGACAUGGCACAGAAAUCAAGCCCCAGAAAGCAGAAGCACCACGGCUUAUCAGUGUCUCCAGCUAGGGAUGUCGUUGUAAAACAAGAAAACAUAGAACCUGUCUCCUCAUACAACUCUAUCCCUUCCUCAUCUUCUUCAUCAUCAUCUUCGUCGUCAUGUUCUCCCCGUAUCAUCCUCAAAUCCCCAUCGGCACCUUCUCCACACAGGCAGUACACCUCGGUCUUGGCAAACACGCCAGUACCGUCGCCCCUCCCCCUCCCCUCACCCAUCUCCAAUACCCCUGUCUCCUCCAUCUGGAAGAGCACAGAGCCUCUGCACAUGUGUAACAUCUGUGAUGUCAAGUUCAGCGAUCUGGUGCUGCUGAACAUUCACAAAGCAGAGGAUCACGGCCUCAAGUCUGCAGGGAAAACUGGGUGCACUGAGAAUGAUGCAGAUCAAAAGACGAGCCAUGAAAAGUUGCUGUUGAACAACCAGACUUUGCUAUCUGCGCUGACCAGUCCAGUGUCAUCAGAGGUCACAAGCUCAGCCAGCACCUCUCUCGCCUUACCCUCCCCGACGUCUCACUUCUCCUGCAUGUUCUGCAGCCAGACAUUCAAGACAAGCCUGGAGUAUAACAAACACAUGAAGAUUCACGUCAACUCGGGAAACCUGACUUGCAGUAUCUGUGAUGAGACAUUUGUGUCACCCAGUGUGUUAGCUGAACAUAAGCUAACGCACUGUAAGAUCCACCAGGGAAACACGUGUGUAGUGUGUCGAGUCGCCCUCACCAGUCAGGAGCAGUUUUACAUACACGCUCAGGAGCACGGCUUUGAGGGAUCCCUUCUGCAGUGUGUUGUGUGUCGCCAGACUUUGUCUUCCCUGGUAGAACUUCAAAUGCAUGGCCGUCACCAUUUCCAGACACGCCCAUCUUUCUUCACCUGCUGUGUUUGCUUAAAAAGUUUUGAAUCUAAGGAGAACCUGGUCUCUAAGCUCAACUCUAGCGGCCGCACAUAUUAUGUGUGUAAGCCGUGUUACCAUGGAGAGGCUCCACUACACACAUGCUCUCAGUGCAGUGAGAAGUUUGCUACAGCACAGCUACUGGAGACACACAUGUUGACCCACAAGGCAAAUUUCCAGUGCAUCAAAUGUCAACAAUCCUUCUCAACUGAAUAUGAAAUACAGCUUCACGUAGCCAGCCACAUGUUGACAGAAGGCACCCAACAUGAGUGUCGUCUCUGUGGGGCUCUGUUUGACUCACCAGGGCGUUUACAGACCCAUCUGAUCCAGCACAGCUUCGUUGGUAGAGAUAUCGUCUGCUUCGUGUGCAACAAAACAUUUGAAUCGCCACAAGAAAUUCAAGUCCAUGCCUUGGAGCACAAUGCAUCCUUUAAGAAAUUUGCCUGCAGUCACUGCUCUCAGAAAUUCUUUUUCAGUGCUGAAUACGAAAAUCACAAGCUUAUCUACGGCCAUGGAGCAGAUCCGUUCAGCUCCAUGCACCAAGCUUCUCCACUUCUCUCCGCUUCUCUUUUAUCAUCUUCUGCAGCAAUGUCCAUGGCAUCGUUAGCGUCUUUCUUGUCGUCAUCAUCACCGCUGACUAAAGCACAGGAGUUGUCUCCAUCCCUUUCUCUUACAAACAAACGACUGUUGGAGAGGUUUCAAGACGUUAAGGCCUACGAUUUAUCUAAGAAGUCGGGCCAUUCACCUUCGGCCUCAAAAAGACAAGACCCCCUGUUAGUGCCCAGCUUGACAGCAGCUCCUGCUAGUCUAGAGUGUCCAGAAUGUCACAAAUAUUUCUCCACUGGAACAGCUCUGGCCAACCACAGAAAAACACACUUGAAAAAAGAUGGCAGUCCUGCCAUUAGAUGCUCUCUCUGUUCAGAGACCUUCAACUCAGCCCUGGCAAUGCAGCAACAUUUCUUCACCGUUCAUUCCAGUGCAGAGGAGCACAGGAAGAAGAAAAGCUUCAAGUGUAUGAUGUGUGACAAGGAGUGCUCCACCCUCAGUGCCCUGCAGAACCACAUCUUGUCCCAUAGAGCAGGCUCCUCUCUGCCUUGUGACAUCUGCAAGAAGACGUUCACAUCUCAGCGAUACCUGAACCUCCACAUGAGAGUCCACAAGCAGGGAGACAAGAAGAAGUUAGAUGACAAGAAUGGAGCAGAAGACAAGAUGCAUGUGGAGAAGGAACUUUCAGUGCCUGAGGUAGAAGGAAGGGGAGAUCUGAAUUGUCCAGUAUGUGGUGAAAACUUUGCUUCUACUCAGGAAAUUGAAAGUCAUCUCAAGACACAUAAGGAAGUCUAUACCACCAGUGGCUCGGCAGACUUUAUAGACUCCUCCGGUGAGGACCAAACUGUGAGCCACACUGAAGACAUCUACAAUGGAGCUGCUGAUGCCUGAUCCAACUACACGCCACAGACAAUAAAGUGCUUCGGGAUUAUUCAAUAAAAGUCAACGUGGGAACAUAUGAAUUGAUAAAACUAAAA
Messenger RNA from Aplysia californica (California sea hare), 5114 nucleotides. Its product is annotated as zinc finger protein 423. Lineage: Eukaryota; Metazoa; Mollusca; Gastropoda; Aplysiida; Aplysiidae. Gene Ontology annotation, biological process: regulation of transcription by RNA polymerase II. The record is from RefSeq and is a predicted model, not a curated record. Gene Ontology annotation, molecular function: RNA polymerase II transcription regulatory region sequence-specific DNA binding; DNA-binding transcription factor activity, RNA polymerase II-specific. Gene Ontology annotation, cellular component: nucleus.